This is a messenger RNA of Amphibalanus amphitrite, 2313 nucleotides long. Its product is annotated as synaptotagmin 1-like. Gene Ontology annotation, cellular component: axon; dense core granule; synaptic vesicle membrane. The coding region runs from base 406 to 1488 and encodes 360 amino acids. Gene Ontology annotation, molecular function: calcium-dependent phospholipid binding; syntaxin binding; calcium ion binding. The record is from RefSeq and is a predicted model, not a curated record. The transcript has 8 exons. Lineage: Eukaryota; Metazoa; Arthropoda; Thecostraca; Balanomorpha; Balanidae. Gene Ontology annotation, biological process: cellular response to calcium ion; synaptic vesicle endocytosis; regulation of dopamine secretion.
AGUGUUAGGGCACCUGUGGCUGGACCACACCUGUGGGGGCUCCGGUGGCCAGCUGUGCCGCCGGGCCGGACGUCACCCCCCCCCCCCCCCGUCAGAGGGGGUCGCUCACAGAGCGGUCUGAACUGAGACGGUCCUCGGGCCUGUGAGAUGGUGACGGGAAUCGGGCGAGAGCAGUGCCGAAGGGAGGGCGAGACAGAGCAGUGACGUGGUGGUAUAUUUACGCUGUGAAUCUUUCCCUACCGUCACGGGGACGUGAGGUGUUGCUGUAAAUCAGUGCGCUUGUCGAGUGAGUGCAGUGCUCGAGGGUCGGUGCGGUCGGUGACACUCGACGGUGCACAUUCUGCUCAGUUCGCGAGCAGGUGAAAUCAGCACGGGAACACCGAACAGACGCACCAGAUAACAACCAUGUAUCAGCAGAUGGUCGAGCCGCCCAAGAAACAGGAGAACUGCUUCAAACGCGUGGGUAUCCUGAUUCUGGCGCUAUGUUUCUGGUGUUUUCGACUCUGCCUGCGUCCCUGCCGAGGGAACGGAGCACAAGUGCAGGACGAGGAGGUAGCCGACAACAAGUCCUCGCGGAGGUCCAGUGGAAAGACUGGCAGUCAGACCGGCGGAGACCAGACUGACCUCGGCGUGGAGGAUGCUGCUCAGAGUAUCGGGAGGCUUCAGUUCAAGCUGGAGUACGAUUUCACCGCCAAGACUCUGAUAGUCGUGGUCGUUCGCUGUGAAGGACUCCCUGCGCUGGAUGUCGGCGGAACUUCGGAUCCGUAUGUGAAAGUCUACCUUCUGCCAGAGAAGAAGAAAAAAUUCGAAACAAAAGUACAGAAGAAUACCUUGAAUCCUUGGUUCAACGAGACCUUCAAAUUCAAGAGCCUGCCCUACGCGGACGCGAUGAACAAGACGCUGGUGUUUGCCGUGUUCGACUUCGACCGGUUCUCCAAGCACGAUCAGAUCGGCGAGGUGCAGCUGCCCCUGUCGCACGUCGACCUCGCUAAUGUCAUCGACGAGUGCAGGGAGCUCGUCAGCGUCGAGAGCGACGCGGAACAGGACAAGAAACUGGGCGACAUUUGUUUUUCGAUCCGAUACGUCCCCACGUCCAGUAAGCUGACGGUGACAAUUCUGGAAGCAAAAAAUCUGAAAAAGAUGGACGUGGGAGGCCUAUCGGAUCCAUAUGUGAAGGUAGAAGUGAUUCUUGGCAAAAGAAAACCCAAAAAGAAGAAAACAUCAGUGAAAAGAAAUACGCUAAAUCCGUAUUUCAACGAAAGCAUGACAUUCGACAAGAUCAACAGAAAUCAAAUAGAGAAGGUGCAGCUGAUUGUCACAGUGGUGGACUACGAUCGGAUUGGAUCGUCAGACCCCAUCGGACGCUGCGUCCUCGGUUGCCAGGCAACGGGAGCCGAGCUGCGUCACUGGACCGACAUGCUGGCGGCGCCGAGACGGCCCAUCGCUCAGUGGCAUACCCUGCAGAAUCCCGAGCCGGACGAAGUGUAGUGAUUGACGGUGAGACGGGUGUUCGAACUGGUGGACAUGUGGACAAGAGUGGAAAUAGUGCAGAGAGUGACUGGCCAGUGCGACUUAUAGUGAUGGAAUGCUCUACUCUAGUCGAAACUCUGGUCACUGGUGUGGAUGGCCUCAGACGUUCCUACAUGGAGAGUGUGAUGACAAUACGAGAUACGGCGCUGCGGUACUACUUUACCUAUCGAGUGUCUCCGGCGGCAGGAUGGACAGUGUUGGUUGAGAGAGACGCAGUAACUCAAGGGCCAGCACUCAUCCGCGAAUGCGAACUGUUGCUUGUGAAUGGCGACUGUGAAUGCUACGUCUGAUGUGAUUUGUGAGUUCACUCAAUGAUGAUGAAAUUAAGAAACUCCAGACCAGGUUACCACAAGUGGUGGGGCGUGCUAGAACCUGAGUGAAGAGUCAUGUGUGCCUAGCCAUGCGUGUGCAAUGUGCAUCGGUUUUGCGUGUGUCGCGAGCACCAAUAACCUUUUAAUGCGUUAUUUUGGGCCCCUGCAUUUAUUUACAUACUAUAGCAGUUUUAAAGUGCGCGGUGCUAUUAAUGCGAAGAGAUGUUAAUCUGACUUUUGAGGUCUUGAAUCCGUUACCUACAUGUCAGCAUAGCUUAGUUUAUUUUAUCUCGUUCUAAUUCGCUCAAAGGGGAAUUAAUACCUACGCAUCGGAAUUUUGCACCUCAUGUGAGCGGCCCAAAAGAACAGAAACGUAGAAUACGUCCUCGUGUAAGCAUUGUACAUAUCAACCAAAGAAUCUUGUGAGUGCGUUUUAAGAAUAAGUACAUAGAGCCAUUCAAUUUACAUGUCA